CUCGAUAUCGGCAAUGCGCAUGCGUAAUGUAUUCUCAAAAUGGCCGCUAAAUUUGAAGAGAUUGUUUACAAAAUUUCAGUUUGGUGAUUUCAUUGAUAUUGAUUCUUUCAAGAUGAGAGCAGAUGAGCAAUAUCUUCUCGUUGUGUCUGUAAUAUGCGGAAGGAAGUUUCCGAAACGUCCAAGUCAGGAGCUAUUGGUGGAGUCUAAGUUUGAUGGAGAGCUUUUAGCCACAGACCCUGUCCAACACAGUGAGUCUCCAGAGUUUCAUACAGAGCUUGCUUGGGAGCUCAGCAAGAAGACGCUCCAUCAACAUCGUCUGCAGCGGACUCCCAUAAAGCUCCAGUGCUACUCCGUCAACAUACAGACCAAGACGAGGGAGAGCAUAGGAUAUGUUGUUCUUGAUCUAAGGUCUGCCUUGGUCAAGGACGCUGCCCCUGCCAAACUUCCAGUGGCUAGCAAGUGGUAUAAUAUACUGAACUCCAAGUAUCACAAGCACAAGCCCGAGAUACAGCUGGGGAUUUCCCUUGAGUUAGAUACACCUGUCAAGGAUGAAAGCUUCAAGGCCAGAGCAGCUCCACCAAGGAAGGGACAAGUCCCAUCUGUUCUGCCUGCAUCAGAGAUAGACCCCUCAACUCUAAAAGCAAUGCUCAACAAUGAGGAAGGGUUUUACAAGAUAGGACCAGAAGAGUCUUGCACUGAGAGCUUUGUCCUCUCGGUUACUAUUGCCUUCGCUGCAAACCUCUCACAGUUAGUCACGCCAGACAUCCCUCUGGCAGCACGACACAAAGGCUUCUUCUUUUCCUACGCCCUCCUGGGUAAUCAUGUGACCAACGAUAGCUUCCAUGACCUUAUGAACCCAACAUUCCCGGCAGAGAGAGCCUCGGUCAGACUGAAAAGCAGUGUGGACAUCCUGAGAGUUUAUUUUCAGCGUGAACCUCUCCUUCAGAUUCAUCUUUGCUGUGGUGAGACAACGAUAGGGACAGCUGACGUGCGCCUGAGCACCCUCCUCCAGCCCGGCAGUGAUGCCAUCAACAGACAGCCUCUGAUCAUUGAAGGUGCCUUCCAGAUCCUUAGUACCGCUCAGAAGCAUCAGAAAGACCCUCCAGUAGCCAGCAGCUCGUCCCCCUGUGUAGGAGCCUCGGUGGCUCUGAGACGAGAGGAGAUACCCUUGCAGCCACAAGUUGAGACAACAGAGAAAGCAGACAUGGGCCCACCUGCAGGUCAAGAAGCACCACCAACCCCACCCAAGAAGGAGAAGAAGAGAAGCGCUGACCCCGCCCCUGUCUCCCCUCCACAGGGUGAGGACAGCUAUGGGGGAUACAUCCCUCCCCAAGGGAGUUCUAGGACAGAGGAUGAUGCAGACACACUCAGAGAUUUGGAAGAGGAAGAAGGGGAGCUGGAGAGACAAGCUGCUCAAGCAAAACGGAAGAAAGAAGAUGUUAAAGUGAAUGCACCUGUUGCCAAGGGAAAAGCCAAGCCCAAGUCUGGUCCGGCUACAGCUAACGUCCAACUGGACUUCAUGGAUCUCUCCGUUCGUCACUUCUGUUUCUCCAUUGAUCUGAGGAGCAUCAAAGAUGUCAGCACACCAACAAAUCUCAGUGUCUAUCUUAGGUACACCUACCCGUUCUUUGGUAGCUCUUCCCCCGUCAUGACCCACCCUCCGGUGGAGGUGCGUAGACACACAGAGGUGCUCCUGCCACACUCAUUCUGUGCCUUUGACUUUGCUACAACUCCCCAACAGCUCAGAGAAACAUUGCUAAGGGUCCCGUUACUUGUAGAGGUAUGGCAUCGUGAUAAGAUGGUGAAGGACAGGUUACUGGGUGUAGCGAGAGUACCCCUAUCAGGGAUCAUCAAUGCAGACAGGGCCAGAAUUGCUCCUACCAGCACAGAUGCUCAAGAAGGCUGGAGACAGAUCUUCACAGAGCGAGUCGCAGCGGAGACCACCGAGGGUAGACCUACCAAGAUGGCCGAGCUUCAAGUUGUGCUAGGACUAGAGGACUAUGGUACUGUCAAGACACAGGAGGUCUACAUGGGACCUGGUACCGACAUGUCACAGACCACCAGUACAAGCAGCUCAACCCAACCACCAGUAAGACAGCAGCCUCCCCCACCCCCUUCCCAGGCCCCGGCUCCCCCAGACCCCAGGGAGACGGCAGAGUACAAGGCUGCUAUGGAGCUAGAGAUGUGGAAGGAACAACAGGCAGGGGUGUUUGAGAACCAGAUGAAAGAAAAAGAACUAAAUCAGCUUCAAUCACUAGCAGAAGAAUUCAAAAGGAGAGACAGGGAGAGAACAUUGGUAUUAAAGAAAAAGACUGAUGAGUAUGCUGGGCUGGAGGAACAAUUAAAGUUUGAUUUGGCAGAUGUGGAUAGGCGAGAACACCAGCUUGCCGCAAAUGAAGCAGAAGUAGUAAGACUCAGAGCAGAUCUGGAGAGGGAGCACCAACACAAGCUUGUAGAAAUGCAGGAGGCAUCGAGGAGAUUAAAAGAAGACUGCUUGCAUCAGAUAGAACUUGAGAAAUCUCGCGUACGUGUACUGGAGGAAGAGAAGAAAAGAUUGGCCAUUCAGCUAGCAGACGCUGAUCAGAGACUCGCCAAGAAAGAUCAGGUGUUUGAACAGUUCAAGCAAGAAUCUAGCAGUACGCCAGAGAUAAAGCUGCAGGCCCAAAUCAAUCUACUUACAUUGGAAAAGGUUGAACUAGAGCGAAAGCUCGAGUCGGUGACCAAGUCCAAGAUCCACUACAAGCAGCAGUGGGGCCGGGCCUUGAAGGAGCUGGCCAGGCUGAAGCAGAGGGAGGCGACGGAGGCCAAGCAGAGGCUCAAGAGACAGCAGCAGGAGCUGGAGCACAUGAGACUCAGGUACCUGGCCGCCGAGGAGAAGGAGGUGGCCAAGGAGGAGAAGAAGGAGCUGCAGGAGAUCAAGGGAGAACUCAGCAGAUUAAAAGAUGGAGAACUGAGCAAAGAGAAGCAGCAACAGCAGCCAACCUCACAACCAGGAGAAGUAGACAUGAACUCAGAAGUCCACCCACAGGGAGGCAUGCACCACGCAGAGGAUGCAGCGCUUGAGGAACAUGUGGCGAGGUUGAUAGAAGAGAGAGAUACGCUGUUGAGGACUGGGGUUUAUACACAUCAAGAUAGGAUUAUCAGUGAACUAGACAAGCAGAUAAGACAAGCCAUUGCACAGAAGGCAUCAUGACAGCGAUGAUAGAGGGAAGGACAGAUACUGAUAGAUAGAAAGAAAGAUUAAGAGGAAUCGAGAGAAGAGAGAGAGAUACGCUGUUGAGGACUUGGGUUUAUACACACCAAGAUAGGAUUAUCAGUGAACUAGACAAGCAGAUAAGACAAGCCAUUGCACAGAAGGCAUCAUGACAGCAAUGAAAGAGGGAAGGACAGAUACUGAUAGAUAGAAAGAAAGAUCAGGAGGAUUCAAGGGAAGAGAGAGAUACGCUGUUGAGGACUGGGGUUUAUACGCAUCAAGAUAGGAUUAUCAGUGAACUAGGCAAGUAGAUAAAGCAUGGUGAUAGCAGUGAUAGAUGCGAAGGACAAAUAGAUGGAAACAUUUUGAGGAAGAGAGUCGAGAGAAGAAAGAGAUACCUUACCAAGGGGUAUGAGAUCAGUACAUAGACCGAAUGAAAGAUGGAGGAACAUGUUCAAAGAACAGAAGAGGCCAGGAAACAAUGGGGUAAAAAAUAUAGAGAAUGAGAGAAGCAAUAAAGAGGGAGCUAAGAAAAAGGUGGGUUAAGAGUGUGAUGAAACAUGGAAAGAGAAAGACAGAGAGAAAAACAAGAAAAACA
Molecule: messenger RNA, 3791 nt
Organism: Strongylocentrotus purpuratus (purple sea urchin)
Lineage: Eukaryota; Metazoa; Echinodermata; Echinoidea; Camarodonta; Strongylocentrotidae
Gene: cep120
Product: centrosomal protein of 120 kDa
Exons: 19
Coding region: 14-3193 (1059 amino acids)
Biological process (GO): centrosome cycle; interkinetic nuclear migration; positive regulation of centriole elongation
Cellular component (GO): centriole; centrosome
Source: RefSeq, a predicted model, not a curated record